GAUGCUCCCCCCAAAACCUUGAUGAUCGAUGUUUACCUCAACGGAUGACGACACUGAUACGACUUGUUUUUGGAGGCCCCGCUCUAUCCAUAGGAAUCGAGACAAGGAUCUAGUUGUAGUAGAAGAAGUGAAGGGUUUGUGCAAGAGAAGACAAAUGGAUGAUACGAUUGAAUGUUGGGAUCAGCCACACGUAAGUCUAGGUAGACAUCUCUGCUCUUCAUUUGUGCGCUAUAUAUUUUUACCAUUCGUGUCGACUCGCCUUCGAAAACCAAACCCUAGAACCCGGGCCGCCGCCGCCGCAGGUCCUCACUGGCACUGCUCGCCGCGCGUUGUAGUGGAGACGUCUAACCUCCUCGCAAGCUUCUCGUCUCCGGUAACCAUGGACCGUUGUCCGUAUUUGAUACAUAGCCCACUUUCCUCGUGCCAAGCAGGGUAUCGACCUAGUCGCCGCCGGCCGGAACGAGAAGACCGAGCGCACUGCAUACCUCAAGCUCCUCCUCAAGGUACUUUCUAUCCUGGCCCCUAUCUGAUGGCACCAGCAUACGCCUCACUGUUCCUGGCUCGGAUCUGGAUUCGGCCGCUAUCGAGUGAGUCCCGCCCCCCUGAUCUGUGCGUGUGUUGUCGCAGCUGUACCGCUUCAACGCCGUGA
This is a messenger RNA of Zea mays, 649 nucleotides long. RefSeq lists its product as uncharacterized. The record is from RefSeq and is a predicted model, not a curated record. NCBI's taxonomy places the organism in Eukaryota, Viridiplantae, Streptophyta, Magnoliopsida, Poales, Poaceae. The transcript has a single exon. The coding region runs from base 29 to 649 and encodes 206 amino acids.